GGCCUGGUUUCACCUGAAAAUUGCAAAGAAGGUUUGUGAUUGAUCUCUUCUUGUCCGUUACUAUUUUAUGCUCAUUUCUUAUACCGCUUUUUUUCCUUUCUCCAGUGAAGAUUUCCUUUCCGAUGAUAAGAAGAAAGGAAAAAAAGAUGAGUGACGCAAAUGGUUUCCCAGGCGUUGCUUGCUCAUACGAAUGUCGGAAAAGCGUGUUGGAGGAUUGGGACAUUGUGGUUGGAAUCGUGAAGGACGGACUGUUCGGUCACUUUGGUUUUAGCUCGUGUCUCUGUUGGGGAUAUUGUGUAAGGGAGCCUGAUGUUGUGAGCAAGAUGGAGCCGCCUUAUCCACCUCUCUUUCUAGCAGCGACAUUGGAUUCUCAUGAGCAAUUCUCAAACCGCUAGUGGUGACGCAGGUUUGUUCAACGGUGGUUCCGGUCUGUGGUUUAAACCACAGUUUUCCAGCGUUUUCGUGAUCGAAAGAGUAGUAAUUCUGCUGGUCUGAGGUUUGUGGACUCAUUUUGGUCGCAAACACUAGCGGUAAUUUUGAUUUCAUGUUGCGUUCUGCAUUUUUCUUUCUCGGUGGUGGUGUUUUUUAGUCUUAGCAUUCUUCCUUACUUUUUUCGACUUGGUGUUCGCUUGUGCUUGUUGUUCCUUUUCGUUCUUACUUUAUAGUUUUUUGGUCUUUUUCUGCUACUUCUUCGUCUCUGUAAUCCUCUACUACAAAUAAAAAUAUUACAAAACU
This is a messenger RNA of Arabidopsis arenosa, 735 nucleotides long. NCBI's taxonomy places the organism in Eukaryota, Viridiplantae, Streptophyta, Magnoliopsida, Brassicales, Brassicaceae. The record is from the annotation of a GenBank genome assembly.